Messenger RNA from Dicrocoelium dendriticum, 594 nucleotides. Lineage: Eukaryota; Metazoa; Platyhelminthes; Trematoda; Plagiorchiida; Dicrocoeliidae. The record is from the annotation of a GenBank genome assembly.
AAAUCGAUCGGCGGAGAGGACAGGUUUUGCGAGCUGGAGCAACAGACUGCGUGUGUCUAGGUGUGAAAUACCCCAGUAGCAACGCAGCCAACGUAGUCCGGCGCUUCAGGGCUCAAGGUCAUACAAUUUGCAUAACUCCUAUUCCGGUGGCAGCCUUAUAAAAACCGGUUACAAACACUACAGCUAAAAUAGAAUAAGUACCCAGGGAUGAACUACUCUAAAUUCACUGUGAAGAAGUGUGACAUGACGGAUGAGAUGCGGGACAUGGCUCUGCAAUUGUUUAAUGAAGCAAUUGAAAAGUGUGACAACGAAAAGGAUAUCUGCUCUUACCUAAAAUCAGGGUUCGACAAAGAAUACCAGCCCACUUGGCACUGUAUUGCAGGACGGGACUUCGCAAGCCAUGUUACCUACGACCUUCAAAACUACAUCCACUUCACGCACGACAACCUCAGCGUGUUGCUGUACCGCUGUGGCUAACUGAGAGAGCGACCAGAGGAGUGAUUUUGCUCCGGAUGUUGUAUUUGUCCGGAAAGAUAGUACCAUGCUCAAUAUUUUUCUUCAUACCUUUUGCAUAAAUGCAAUACUCCAAAGCAA